GUUCCUACAGCUGAAUUUUCGUCUGAUCCCUGAGCAACCGAAAAUUCGGUUGCACCAACAAAAUUUUUUUUUCCGUGUACAUCAGAUUCAUUCUCCCAUUUCGAGUGAAAAUAUUCGCCUGGCGAUUCAGAGCGGAGAAUUCGCUUUAUAUAAGUGAACAGAUAUUCGAAUUCGAGUGACUCGGCGGUUAUUCUAUUUUUUAAGGCCAAAGUGUCACUCCAAGAAAUUUGUAGAGUACGUUCGAUGAGAGUCGACUCCACGACCCAUGAACCUCCCCCGUUUCAUCGUCCUUGACGGUGGAGGUCCGGCAAGAGGGCUUAAUUGAAUUCCGCGCGCGCGACUUUUUCCGAUUCCAUUCGCGAUCAUCGUUUCGAUUUUAUCCAUUGUAACGUUCCCGCGCGUGUCCCGCCUGUGCCUCUUUGCGCCUCGGUCGCUUGCAACCGAGCGGUGAUUUCUAUCGGUCGAUCGAUCGAUCGUGAACUACUUGGCAGUCGCCACUUACUCGAUUCUGCACGGAGCCACUCGUCCCCUCGUUAUCGACGUUCGAAUUGCGCUUAUCUCCGCCGCUGGAGGGCAACGUUUCAGCUGUGAUGGUCGACUUCCGUUACCAGACGGUGUAUAGAAAAGCGCGCAGAAUCGGCGAGAUACUAGUAGAUAACCUUAUCGCUCCCUCCGCGGGACUCCAUGCGUUCAGACGAUCGUCGCGGCAAUUCGCAUCUGGAGAUCGCGUCGGGCCAUGGGCGCGUUUAAUUUUACCCACCGCCUCUUAGAAUAAUGAUAUUUGCGUUACAAUGCAUACAGAUGGAACGCGGAGUAUUUCUGGACGGUCGCCGUAAUUAUGUCGACGCGUCGCACGGAGGAAGCCGACUGUUCUUCGCGGUCGCGGUCGCAGCAACCACGAGGAAUCGGAAAUAGGCUACACUGAGAGAGAAAACAUAUUUAAAAAUAAGAAAUAUUUAUUCGGUGGGUGCUAAUGACAUAUUUACUUGCGCACGGAGAGAACGUUAUAGUUUUCUUCCAUAUAAAUUCUUUUUGAUUUUAGUGUUCCAGGAAUAGAUUGUCAGUAAGGUCUAUCUUGUUAAGAAACAUAAUAAGUUUUUCUAGAAGCGCAACAGAUCUCGCUGAAAACAUAAUAAGUGUUUUAAUUAAUUUUUCUCUAAAAAGUCCAGAUAUAUGAAUCGAAUAUUAUAAUAUUUUAAAAUGAAAAUUAUAAAAUUCUGCAUACCGUCAUUCUUUUUAAACGUAAAGUUAGAGGUGCAAAUGGAAAUUUAUAUUAUUUAGAUUCCCCUAGAACAAUUCUAUACUGGUCAAAUCUCAGAAUCGAUGCGAAACACUUCGGGACCUUCCCUUCUAAGUGUAGAUCCGUCGGCGAAAAAUAGAUCGCGCGCGCUGUAUCCGAAGGGGUUGACGCGGCGGAGGUUGGACGCCGCGGAAGCCGUCUGAAACGUCUGGGCCGCGGGGAUGAAAGUACGGGAUCGCGAGUUUAUACAGAUAGCCAGCGGAUAUGAGAGGAACAGGGUCGGACCGUGGUCGGUUCGUUAUUACCCGAUUAUCGCUGUUACCGGACUAAUCUCGCCGCGGCAACCCCGCAGCAGCAGCAGCAGCAGCGGCAACAACAGCGGCGAGGCACCGGCAGCAACAAGCAGCAGCAACAGCUUUUGCACUUAGCACUUACGUGGCCGGUAUUAUGUGGCAAUAACGAGCGACCCCCAUCACGUAACCCCACUUAAGAGCCGAGUUUGCCGCCGCGCGGGCAAGGGAAGGGAGAAAGAAAGGGAAAAAUGAAAGUGCCUCGACCUCCACCCAUCGUUACCGGCCAUCCACGUCGGCAUAACGGACGUUUAACCCCCUUUCCCCUUUCUCCGAGCUCGCGAGCCGCGUGCACUCACGGUUGACCGUGAACAACCGCGGGGCUAAUAGAAAAUACACACCGCCGCGCCGUCGCUCCCCGUGUAAGCCUUGUCCCCCGUCUCUUCCUCAUCAUCAUCCUCCUCCUCCUCCUCCUCCUCCGCCUGCGCUCGCUCGUAUCCCUCUUUAUUAAUAUCGACGUUUCGUGCGAUACCGACAUUAAUCGCGCAAUCGGGCUCUUUCUCCUCGUGGUUCGAGUGCACGCGUAUCAUACCGGCGGCCACGGUGCCGCUCUCGGCCCGGCUCUUCUCUAUCACGCGAGUUCGAUCGGCUUCUAAGGACUUCCUCGAUGGGACAGGGGUGGGCGCGCUCGAUAUUGUAUAAUUUCGCGAGAUCACGACGCGAGAGAGAGAGAGAGAGAGAGAGAGAGAGAGAGAGAGAGAGAGAGAGAGAGAGAGAGAGAGAGAGAGAAAGAGAGAGAAAAAGAGAGAUCGCAACAAGAUAGGAAGUGAUUGCUUGAGAAACGCGCGCGGAAAAUAUGCACACUCAUAAGGGAUGCAAUCUUUACAAGUUGCGACUACUAAAAUUGCUGUGAGAUUUACGUAUACUUGUCUCUAAGUCUGGGCAGUAAUAAUAAAUAUUAAUUUUAAUUAUAUACGGUAAAUUGCGCGCCGUGGCGCGGUUGAACGCGACGCGAUAUGCUAUCAUACGUAGUAAAUUUUUAGAAUAGCGAUACGCGUCCGCGUUUCAGCAAGAAGUCGCCUCAUAUUGUCCGUGAUGGUGCGGUAUUCUCUAAACUGUUGCGCGAGCUAAUCGACGUGGGCGCGGUCGACAGCGCGCUCGAAAAUGGAUUGAGGAUGCGAGUGAAAGAGAUAAAGAGAGAGAGGGAGAGUACGGAGAGAGAAGAUGUCGCGUAGCUUCGAAUUAUCACCGUGGAUAAUUGCUCGGGCGAGAGCGAGUUAGCGGUACAUGAGUCCCGAGAUGACGGCGGCGGAGUGCCUCGCCGUCGCUGCAUACCAACUUAAAUAGCCUGGCGCUUUAUAGAUGCCCAUUAAUAAACUUCAUUAUGCUCCUGCGCUUAAUUGAUUAAUGAGAAAUUACGAGACGGCGCGGAGCUGUGUGCAGAAAACGACGGGGGUGUAUGACGGGCGUUCCCGCGAGGGAUAACCCGGCCUGGCCUAGCGUGGCUUGAAAAACGAGGGAAACCGCGUUAAUUAAAUCCACAAUGUAAUCUCGCUUCCAAGGUUCCGCCUGUAUUUCUGCGCCGUGUUUCUCCUUUUUCUUGUUGUUGCUUCUUUUUCCCCCUCCCUUUCUCUCUCUCUCUCUCUCUCUCUUUCAUUCUUUCUCUCCCCACACAUCGUGUGCAUUAAUAUUUUUCGCGCGAAAACCGUGCGCGCGCGAGGUAGAAAACGCGCGAUAAUUAACCAACCGUAGGCGCCGCAGCGGUCGCGCCUAUCAUUUUUGCUCGGCGCUAUUGUUACGCAAAAUGCAAUAUAGCGGAGUAAUCAGAACUUGCAAGAACGCUGCGGUACUUUCUCGCACGGCGUGUACGCUAUGCAACGAGCGGUAUUAGUCGUUUUUUUUCUUUUUCCGAUUGCGUUUCCCGGUGGAAAAGGAGGAUUGAGGAGGUGAGGUAGAGGAAGUGGAGGAAGCGGAGGAUCGUAUCCCCGUGAGCGAGUGCGCGCGAGUCCUCGCAUUCCCUGGAGAUUAACGGCGGCGUAAGAUCGAAUCCCGGUAGUAUCGGCAAACAGUUUCCCACUAUUAAGCGCAAGAUCUCCCGCUAUGACUCCACGAUCUAGCGAUACCUGGUCGGGAGUAACUUCCGGUAUUUUUGCGACGCGCGAGUACCUGCCUAUAGCGUGCCUCCACGCCCUUUAAUUAUCCGCAGCUUGACGCCGAGUAGUUACAGCGGAUAGUAACGUUGUCAUUAUGACUGUGAAGAGCGAACGAGGCUACCGUGCCCUCCUCCUCCUCCUCCUCCUCCUGCUUUAUCUCUCCCCUGCUUCUUAUUCUGCUCCUUCUCCUUCUUCUUAUUGCUCCUCGCGGCUCCUUCUCCUCUCACGACGAUAUAGAGGUCGUGGCGUUUUAAAGCGGCGAGAGAGUCAUUGUCCAGCACCCGGUUCAAGAUCCGUUCCGCGAAACGCACGGCACUCCGUCACCGUUCGCUUCACGAUCGGCUCCGGGGCAUCGCACCCCAGGUAGAAACGUAAAACCGGGGGUUAAAAGGGAUCUAGACAGUUUUACCCUGCUUCUAUCAAGAUCCUGUAAACAUGGGUCCAUUUAGAUCCUACACGUAACGCUCUUACAAAUGAGCGCUUAGAUUGGUAAAUCUGAUUAGAUCUUAGGUAUUAGAUCCUAUCUUUUGAUAUCUUUGCCUACCUGGAUCAUAACCGAAAUGAUCAUGAAUUGAGAUCCUAUUAAGAUACAAAUAAAAACCUUCCUUAACAUGCUUAUUAAGAGCAUUAUAAUUCAAGUUUCAUGUUGGAAAAUAUGUACAUGCUUCAUUUGUCUCUUUAAGACUUCACUGAGAGGAAUUGCACCAUGUGCAGGAAUUGGCUAAUUUCUCUGGAUUCCAUUAGUACAAACUUCGUUUGGAGCGCCCACGUCAUCAUCAAUUCAUGACCUGUUCACCAAAUUCCAUUCAAAAUUUCCCUUUCUCAACCAUAUCUGGGCCUUACGAAGGCAUUCCUAUCUCAUGGCAUCUCUCUGGCUACGACCCACCACAUUCCCAAGGCCCGUCCCAAUUAAUUUCUACCCGGGACGGUGCAGCUGAAGCUGUCGGGACUUGUUGCCGACAUCCUGUAUGCGCGGCCUAUUGUCACGGGCGAACGUGGCGCAUUCGUUGGGCGAUACGAGUCCGCACUGUGGCGGAAAAAUUCAUUCGCUCGCUCGCUCGCUACGAAAUUCGGAUAACUCUAUCGGCCGACCUCGCCUAGAACCCAUUACUUUAUCAGCGGCAAUAAAAGCGUCGCCUUACUAACAUCCUAGCCAUAAAGUGACGUUAAGUACGCCGGUACAGGCUUCGAGUGCUCCGACAAGGAGCCCCCGACUCGUGCGCGGCUCCCCUGAAUCCUUUGUUCGCGAUCGGGCGCGCUGCGGCUUUACGACCGCGAACCUCGACGAUACCGACGGGUUUGCUUUCUCACUUCGUUGUGUAUAUCGUAGCUGGAGUACACGACAAUAUGUCAGCCGCGCGAAAAGCACAGACGCGAAAGCGUCGUUGAAACAAUGAUGGCAGGUGGGCGCGACGCGUCCAGGACGAUCCUUCAUCGAAGGACCGCGCGCGGCACUCGUGGGCGUCCUAAUAGCUUUUAAUGCCGCGCCAACUUGAUUUAGGUGCACGCACCGGCCGCAGAUUCGCACAAAGGAUCUCCACGGUGCACUGACCGUCCUUUCGAGAGAGAGAGAGAGAGAGAGAGAGAGAGAGAGAGAGAGAGAGAGAGAGGCAGAGGAGAAGGGGAGAGAAAGAGAGACCCAGACUCUCUCGACGGACCCGCGCGCGCCCUUGAAAUUCCUCCCGCGAAUACCUGCGGCAGCUUUCGGCCGCGCGCAUAAAGUAAGAUAAAGCUCUAUAAAACGUGUGUGACUUUUUCCGAUUGUCCGAGGGCGACAGAGCCGUCCUGGAGCGGAUUUUACGCGCGCACUCGUAAUUCCCGCGGCGAUCGCGACUUUAGCUCGCGCGUGAGUUUUUAAACGGUUUUAUGGAACCCUUUAAUUCGCGAAUACGACCGGCGCGGGUCUCUUUCUUCCGUUCGUUCUUCCUCUUUUUCUCGCUCUCUCACUUUCUUUCCGGCGGGGUCUCUAACCGACCGGAUCGUCAUCGCGCUCGACUAACUGGUCGACCAGGACCAGAUUCUUACCGCGAAACCGCCGCGUCUGAGCUUGAAGUCUUAUUUUUCUAAGAAACGCUCGUCCUUUACUGUCAACUUGGUAGCCUUUAGAGCCUGUCGUCGGGUCAAUGGCUGCAGACGAAAUAGAAAACGAAAUUAAUGAUUCUUUUGAGAAACUUGUUCAAAUUUUUCAACGAUGAGAGAAGGGAUUAUUAUUAACACUGCAACUACCGUUGAUUGUUCCGUAUUUCGUGUAGAGUAAAAUUUCGCUCGAAUUCGAGUGAUUCUUCAAUCGUGUAGAGUGAAUCAUCCAGUGAAUAUUUUCACUCGAAAUUGGAGAAUAGAUCUGAUUUAUUCUAUUGUCGCAUGAACAAAUUUACUAUAAUCGAUUGAGAUACUCGCCGAUAUGGAGUCGGAGUCUACUCUAACAUUGAUGAGAACAUUCACUUUUGUGAUUUCAAGCGGUAGUAAUUCCACUAUUGCUCCGAGUGAGCUUUUCACUCGUUUUGAGUGAGAUUUCACUUCAAGAAAUUUAAAGAGUAAUGGCCAUCAGAGUGAUGAAAAUCGCGGUUUUUCGAAGAAAUACGUAAAGAGAAAAACGUUUAUUUAAUUUUAUUUAAUAUUGAUUUAAAAUAUAAACUGCACUGUUAUAAAUUUGAAUAAUCUUUCUAAGAAAUUACAAACUCAUUAUCUCAACUUUGGCGGUUUAACCCUUCAUUAGGCGUGUUGUCUACAGGUGUAAUUUGAAAGUUACAUAUCAAAGAUGUAUCUUUAUAUAGUCAAUGAUACAUGAUAUUUUGUAAUAUAAUUUAUUUGCGUGUAUUUCCCAAAAAAUAUAAAUUUUAAUGAAUCAAGCGUGUCUGAAGUAAGAUAAAAACAUACACGUCUACUGAAAGAUUAAUUGACGUCUCGAAUUGGCGAUUUGCGUCUCGAGCUCAGUGUUGGGUAUUAAUCAAUUAAAAUUUUCUUUGACUAAGAUAAUCGAUCAGUCGUCAUAUAAUCAAGAAUUUGUGGAUUAUUUCAGAUAAAGAAAAUUUUCAUCGAUUAACAACACUGCCCAACACUGGCCGAAGUGCACUGUACACGGGUUCGCGUUUACCGCGCCUCCUCGUCGUGCACCUCCUCGUGUGGUCUCCGCACUAAGAAUGUAUCCCCUCGGGGAUAGCCUCGCGCGUCCACCCACUGAUGCUUGCAUACUCUCGAUGUCUCGGCUUUCAGACGGUUCUUACCCCAAAAGGAGCAAGCAACGGCACACGGGUUACCGACGUCUGCCUCCUAGAUGUUGUAAUUGGGUGAGAACCGCGGAAGUUCCGGGAAACCAUUAGCGCGCGCGAUUUGGAGUAGCUCCGAGUGUGCGCAUUGUGCAAAUACAAUCAACCAGUGACCUUCCUGGUCGCGCGAAGACUGCGAACAUUCGUGUGUGAUGCUUCGACGUGCAACUCCGGCGUGCCUGGAGAGAUUGAAAUCGCUCGCAACGUCCUCAAGUAACACUGCGAAACGAGAACUCUGACUCUCUGGAGAGAAACGCGAAGACGCGGAGCUCCAUGGCGAAAUAGAAGCGGAGAUCACUGGACCAAUCCAGAGCUAUGGAGCUAUCUGUUUGCCCCAUGAAACUCGGAGAAGCCGAGGAAAUGUCACCUGAGUGAACUCAUCACCGAGAGCGUUAUUCUAACGACGAUCCAGCGAGUGAUAACGCGAGAACUUUAGUUUGGCGGCGUGAUCGAGAGGAGAGAAAGAGAAAGACAGACAGAGACAGAAAGAGAUAGAUCCUCUGCUCUUCAUUCCGGCGAAGAUGGACGCCCUGGAGUUACAAGCUGCCUUGGUGAAGUUGGACCCGGCCACCACGGUGACGCCGAUUAGCGCCACCGUCAAACUGGUGACCCAACAUUGCGUCGCCUUCGCCGUCAACAUCGACGACGACGACGACGAGCUGACCAUGGAGAAUUCGACACGGGACGACGAGAAAUCGGCCGAGGCGACGGCCACGACGACAACGACUACCAUCACGUCGUCGGCGACGUCGCGGAAGACGCCGGGCAACUGCGUGGCCAGCCUGACGACCACGACGACCACCACAACGACGACCAGUCAUCAGAAUCACCAGGGCGGCCAGCAGCUGGGCGUCUCCAAGUGCGGCAUCGUCGAGGUCAGGUGACGCCAGCCACCCUGUUUUGGCGUCAACGUGAUCUACCACACGUACCCGCCGCAUCGGGGCAGCAAGCAUCACGCCAAGCAUCACGCCAAGGAGAAGAGGCAUCAUCAUCACACUAUGCACCAUCAGCAUCACAGAGCUCAU
Messenger RNA from Odontomachus brunneus, 7974 nucleotides. Its product is annotated as probable serine/threonine-protein kinase DDB_G0275165. NCBI's taxonomy places the organism in Eukaryota, Metazoa, Arthropoda, Insecta, Hymenoptera, Formicidae. Bases 7471 to 7833 code for a protein of 120 amino acids. The record is from RefSeq and is a predicted model, not a curated record. The transcript is spliced from 2 exons.